AUGUCAUCCAGUAACAAUUUGGGUGAUGUUUUCACUGGUGGCGCUACCACUUCUCAGCACGUUGAGGCUGAAGAUGAUGAUCAUUUCGAAAAUACUACUUUCAAAUUGAAAAGAACAAGGUCGCUUGGACUCCUCGAUGAAUUUAUUCAACCAUCAGAAGUUGAGAAUGCUAAGUCAGGAGAGGUGGAUUCUAAGGGAAAAUCGGAAAUAAGUUCGGGAAACAAGGCUUCACCCCUGGAUGGCAGCUCUAUCAACAAAGAAGGAUUAGAAGUUGAUAAUGAUGCUUUAGUUGACGACAAUGAAGAAGAUAGAGAAAGCUAUAAGGUACAAUCACCGGUUGCUCUAAAAAGCCCGGAAAUGUUACCUCAUGAUGAUACAGAUAUUCAAUACGAGCCAUCGAGACAUGUGGAUUAUCUCUCACAUCAAUGGGAUGUAUCUGAUAUAUCUAAGAGUUGGCGUUAUGUUAUUCAGAAGCGGAAAGACGUUGCUAAUUCAGCAAGACUAGAGAAUGCGAGUUGGAGAACAUGGGCUCAACGAAGGUCCAAUUUAAAGACAAUCAAUCCCGAAGUAGUCAAUUGGUCCAAGGAUAGUGAUGUCACUUGGUUGUAUGGGCCUAUUAUGAAGGAUGAGGAACAUGGAGAGGCGGAUGACGAAGAUAAUCAUAAGCGAAUCACUACUGCUACGAGUGCGGUUGCGGGGGAUAUUUCAAUACCAAACAAGCAAAAGAAAGGACCAAAACCAAUUUUGAAACGUAGAACGGUUCAAGAUAUGAUGAUUAGUCAUUCCAACUUAUUGAAGUUACAACUUGCGACGAAUAGAAUGCAUGAUAAACAGCGCCAAGAACAUGAAUCGCAAACCAGCAAAGAAAAUCAACCGCAUAACGAGAAUGAACCUCCUGAAUUUGAUGACUACGAUGCAAUUUCAGCUAAAUUGAAUUCUCAAUACAAAAAUAUAGAUUCUCAGAAUAAUAGCAUGGUUAAUUUACAGAAUUUAAACGAUGAUAAGAAAACAGAAUCAACAAGCAGUGAUCAAGCAACGAACAAAGAUACAAAUAAUCAAUCAAAUAAUACCUCAUCUGACAACACUACUGCGAAACCUUCUAAUAAUGAAGCGGUAUCGACUGGAACAAAUUCCACUAGUUCAUCAAGCCCUAUUCCUAAGAAAGAUCGUCGCAUCCACUUUAAUGAUGUGGUACAGCAAUGUAUUGCAGUAGAUGAAUAUUCGGAUGAAGAUGAUGACGAUUAUUAUGAUGAUGACGAGGAAGACUAUUAUUAUGAUGAUGAAGAGGAAGAUUAUAUGUACGAAACACCUCAUGAGGACCAAGAUGAUUCUGGAGAUGACGAGAAUGAAGACGACGAUGAUGAUGAAGGAGGAUUUUUCUUAAAAGUGAAAUCACCAUCUUCUCCCAAUGUACCAGUGCCAGGCUUGUCUUUGUCAGCGAAUAAGGAGAACAAUAAAAAUAGUAAUAAUGAUAAUACUGAAGAUACUGAUUCGAUCUCCACUACAAACAGUAAGUUUCAUAGAAGUAUUCAUUUAUUACCUUCCACGACAUUAAAUUGUGGUUCUUCAGACGAAGAAAGUGACGAUGAUAAUCCAUACACAUCAAGUUUAUCCCAUAAUGCGAACAAUAGGGGUUACGAUUAUUAUUAUGAUUACAAUACGGUUUAUACCUGUGAUCCCGAUCAUGCGAUCUAUGGAUUGAACGAUAAGAAUAAUAGUAAGACUCCUGAUGUUGUUGAUGUGCCAGACAAUAUUACGUUAGGUUCUAAUUUUGAUUAUGAAGUUAUUGAAAACGAAGAAUUCAAUAAUGACAAAAUGCCAAUAAUUGAUCCAUCAGUUAUCAACAGCAAUAACCUCAAUUACCCGAUCAGCAAUCAUAAUAAUAGUAAAUCCGUCUCUGAGUCUAAUGAUUCCGGCAACAAAGUUCAGAAUGCAGGCGUUGCCGCAAAUGAUAACAGUCAAGGGUUUGUGAAACCUACUAGUCCGGACGCUUCAAAUAUAAAGUCUUCGGCAUUCAGUUUCAGUAAUUCGGAUAGCGAAGAUGACUCUGAUGACUCUGAUGAUGGAUUGUCGAUUAGCACUAAAAAUUCAAGUCAAUCGUUGGCUCAACUGGUAUUUACUCACAACAUGACUCGUUCUUCAAACAAUGAUGAUGAGCACCAAUACCCUACUUACGAAAGCCAACCAGUUACAGCCCCAGUUUCCAGCAUUAACCCACGUCAUUCUUCAACUUCAAUUUCCAAACAGUCUACUUCAUCUAAUUCUUUAUCACAGCUGUUCUUUGGUGGGGGACUAACGAAGCAAGAUCAAAAUCAAAAUCAAGCACUAGCGCUGUCUUUUUUCGGUACAAAUGAUGGUCAAGAUGAGGAAAUUCAAGACCAAGGUGAAACUAUUUCAUCACUGGAUACUUCACAAUUACAAAGAACAUUAUCUAACACUCAGCGCAAAGCAUCCCCUCUACCACCACACACUACAUCUGCCAACGCCUUUCUGGGAAACACAACACCCCCAUUAGAGAGACAACCCAAAAAGACCUUUUCAUUUGAUUCAGGAAGUGAUUCUGAAGAAGAAGCGAACGAUGUUAUUGCGCCUCCCCGCGUCGAUAACUCAACUCCAAGCUACGCAUCUUUAUCCCAGGUCGCUGAUAAGAAUGGUAUAAGGAGUCCAUCGCCUGAUGUUAACAACAUCGGUAGUCCCCAAUUAAAUUCAAAUAACAGUAAUUCUUCUACGCAUGGAAACCAAAAUAAAAACAUAGUUGGUCAGGCAAAGGGCUUGGCAAAUCAUUUAUUGGGUAAUUGGAAAAAUAACGAAUAA
This is a messenger RNA of Debaryomyces fabryi, 2814 nucleotides long. RefSeq names its product protein phosphatase regulator (gene REG1). NCBI's taxonomy places the organism in Eukaryota, Fungi, Ascomycota, Pichiomycetes, Serinales, Debaryomycetaceae. Gene Ontology annotation, biological process: cellular response to glucose starvation; protein catabolic process in the vacuole. The coding region runs from base 1 to 2814 and encodes 937 amino acids. The record is from RefSeq and is a predicted model, not a curated record. The transcript has a single exon.